Engraulis encrasicolus (European anchovy) is the source of this 3049-nucleotide messenger RNA. RefSeq names its product collagen alpha-1(VI) chain-like. The record is from RefSeq and is a predicted model, not a curated record. The coding region runs from base 1 to 3036 and encodes 1011 amino acids. The transcript has 35 exons. Lineage: Eukaryota; Metazoa; Chordata; Actinopteri; Clupeiformes; Engraulidae.
AUGAAUGCGCCUGUAAUUUCUCUGCUGUUGUCGCUGGUGACCGCGGCACUGUCCCUGCGCGUGGGGGAUGUUGGCGACUUCUACGGUUGCCCAGCUGAGGUCUACAUCGUCCUGGACACGUCUGAGAGCGUGGCCCUGAGGGCGAAACCCUACGGCUCCUUUGUGGACAAGAUCAAGCAGUUCGCACUCGACUUUGUGGAUCAGCUGAACGACAGGUACUACCGGUGUGACCGCAACCUGACCUGGAGCGUGGGCGUGCUGCACUACAGCGACGAGGUGAAGAUCAUGAGCCAGCUGGUGCGGGUGCACGAGGCCGGCGGCAAGGCCAAGCUACGGAAAGCCAUCCAGGACAUACGCUACAUCGGCAAGGGCACGCACACCGACUGCGCCAUCUCCGUGGCAACCGGACAGCUCAUGACCGGCUCCCCCGUCAAUGGGAACAAGUACAUGGUGGUGGUGACAGACGGCCAUCCGUUCGACGGGUACAAGGAGCCGUGUGGAGGCAUCAGCUACGCCGUCUCGGAGGCACGCGGCAUGGACAUCAAGAUCUUUGGGGUGGCCAUCACCCCCGACCACCUGGACGAUCGCCUUAGUGCCAUAGGCACGGAUGUCAGGUAUCGUUAUAACCUGUCGGCCACCAGUAACAACCCUGAGGUGGUGAGGAACACCAUCCAUACCAUCACCUCCACCAUCUACAAGGACUCCGAAUUGCUGUGCUGUUCAUAUGAAUGCAAGGCCGCAAGAGGAGCCUCUGGAUCACCGGGAGACGUAGGAGAAGCGGGAACUCCAGGGAGGCAGGGGGUGGCUGGACGGCCCGGCAGCCUUGGACUGAAGGGUGCAGCUGGUGACCAGGGUCCACCAGGACACAGAGGAGAGAAGGGUGACCGAGGUCCAACCGGGGAUGCAGGUCCAAGAGGACCAUCUGGACAAAAGGGCGAGAAAGGACAGAACGGCGUGGAUGGAAAAGACGGGCUCAUGGGAGAUGCUGGACUCUUUGGCCUGCCAGGCUGUAAGGGAGAUGACGGCUCAGAGGGGGAGCCAGGUCCUCCUGGGCUGAGAGGAGACGCCGGCUCGUUUGGAAGUCUGGGGGAAAAGGGGGAAAGUGGACCUGCUGGAUCUCCAGGUUUGUCUGGGGUACCUGGACACACAGGACCAAAGGGGGCCUCAGGCCUGGCGGGCUCCAGGGGCAGCAAGGGAGACCGGGGCGAUGAUGGUGAUUUUGGUCCUUCAGGCUUUCCUGGACUGCAGGGUGGAGAUGGAGAGAAGGGCUCACGGGGACCUCCGGGGAUCAGAGGAGGACCUGGAGAGAAGGGUGACUUCGGCCUUCCUGGCGCUCAGGGACACGAGGGCCUCUCGGGGGAAAUAGGAGCAGUGGGUAUAAACGGUGCUACAGGUCUAAAAGGUUACAAGGGGGAGCCAGGGCCCGGAGGACCUGAGGGCGUCAGGGGCUCGGGAGGUUUGCCAGGCCCCCCCGGCGAGCGCGGCCCGAUGGGGAGGAGGGGAGAAGACGGCAUCGCUGGAGAAGGAACACCCGGUUACGCAGGAUUCCAGGGAUUUCCUGGCCUGAGAGGAGAAGCUGGACCCAAGGGUGUCAGAGGAUUUCCAGGCGUGAAGGGGGAUGCUGGUCUACCAGGAGAUCGGGGAGAAGAUAACGACCUGCCGGGACGAGAGGGGCCUAAGGGGCCUAAGGGGUACCCUGGCCUGCCUGGAGAACAGGGGACUCCAGGAGCCGUGGGCCCCAUGGGAGCGGAUGAAUGUGAGAUCCUUGAGGUCAUUCAAAAACUCUGCUCGUGCUGUGAGUGUGAGUGCGGGCCUGUUAAGCUGCUCUUCGUCUUGGACAGCUCUGAGAGCAUCGGGCUGCAGAACUUCACCCUGGAGAAGGAGUUCAUCAUCCGCGUCAUCAACAAGAUCACCAAGUUCAGCAAGAACAAGAAUGAGCCGGGCUCUGGUGUGGGAGUGGUGCAGUACAGCCACGAGGGCACUCAGGAACUGGUAUCCAUGGACGACCCCAGGAUCACCUCACUGUCCCAACUGAAGAGUGCUGUGAAGAACAUGCGCUGGAUAGCUGGGGGGACCUACACAGGUGAGGCCCUGGACUUUGCCAGCAAGGCGUUCCGCACCUCCCAACUUGACCACAAGGUGGUGAUAGUGCUGACAGACGGCAGGUCCGACACGCGAGACACCAAACCUCUCUCCUCCCUCUGCACAGUGCCAAACAUCAGGGUGCUGGGUAUCGGGAUCGGGGACGUGUUUCGCCGGGGUCCGUACCACGCCAUGCUGGAGCGCAUCACCUGCCUGGGCUCCCCGACCCCUGGAGCCUACCUCAAGAUCCCCGACCACGCCCAGCUGCUGGACGACUCGCUCUUCGAGAACGUCACCCGAUACAUCUGCCAAGACAAAAAGUGUCCAGACUACUCCUGCAGGGCUGACUUCAGGGAGGCGACGGACAUCGUCUUCAUGCUGGACGGCUCGUCCAGCGUGGGCCAGAGGAACUUCGAGCUGUCCCGAGCGUUCGUGUCCGCCAUGGCGGCUCGGCUGCUGUCCUCGGACCACUCUGGGCAGCUGCUGCGCGUGGCGGUGUUGCAGUACAGCGGUAGCCAGCAGCAUAGCGUUGAGGUCCCGUUUACCGGCAGCGCGGCCGACGUGCUAACCGGGCUGCAGGCCACGCGCUACAUGGACAGCGCCACCGACCUGCCCGCCGCCCUGGGCUUCCUGACGAGCGCCUCGGCCCAGCGAGGCGGCCGGCCCGGCGUGCCCAAGAAGGUGGUGGUCUUCACCGACGGCAGAUCCGUGUCCAGUGCCCGGGCCGACAUCCCGCGGGCCGCGGCCAACGUCCUGGGCCAGAACACGCAGCUGUUUGCCCUGACGGUGGGCGAGAUCGUGGACGAGACGGGGCUGUGCCAGCUGGUGACGGGCAAGGCCAGCGGGUACAGCUACCAGGCCGUGGACCAGCGGGUGCAGCGGGUCGGCCACUACUCCGACCUGGCACGGCGCGUGGUCAUGCAGAGCCUGGCCAAGAGGCUGGCUAAGGCAUGAGAAGGCCUGGCAU